AUUUCUCCAUUUCUUAAUUCCUUUUGCCCUAAAUCCUCUAUUCCAUUUGUCUCUCUCCAUCUCUUUUCGCAAUCAAUGAUCAACUCAAUCAUUAUUACUAUAUACCAAAAAUUACAGGUGAAAAGUAGAAAUCGAUGGAAUCCAUGAUCUGUUUUGCUGAAAAAAGAUUUAACCUUUUCAGGGAAAGGGUGGUGGUGGGUGGGGUGGGGGUGGGGGCGGUGGCCGCCACCUUUCGGUUCUAUAAUGCCAACUCAAUAGUCAUCACUCAGCCAACUCUUUGGUCAUAGUCUCUGCGUCGCCUUCCUCUCUCUCUCUCUCUCUCUCUCCCUCAUUAUUAUAUUUUAUUUUUUUUCCAAUUCCAACCAAUCCCAUCUUUGUGUUAGAAUUUUUCAAACACUUGACCCGUUACAUCACCACCACCACUAUCUUGCAUAUAUACUUUUGUAUGUAAUUUGUAUUUAUAGAGUAGGGGAUUAAUAAAUACAUCUGGGGUUUCUUCUCAUUUUUUUUUGAUCUGUCUGAAUUGUGAUCAUUUUUUGUCAGUCUUCGGUGAAGGCUGCGAUCAGGUGUGAUUCUGGACAAAUGGAAUUAAAUCGAGCUCCAGCUAACGAAUCUUCGCAGAACGUGUCUCUUAGUAUUACCUCAGCUUUAGUUUCAGCAGUUCUUGAAUGGAUGCUGAUGUUUAUGAUUUUCGUCGAUGCUAGUUUCUCGUACUUAGUUACAAGGUUUGCCCGCUACUGCCAAUUGCAAAUCCCGUGUUUGCUUUGCUCGAGACUCGAUCAUGUUCUGGGCAAUGAAAAAGAUAGUUUUCACUGGGAUUUGUUCUGCCACAACCACAAGUUAAACAUUUCUUCUUUAGUUCUCUGUCAACAUCACAACAAACUCGUUGACGUUCAUGGAACAUGCGAAACUUGCUUCUUCUCGUUCGCCACGACAAACAAGUCGAACGCCGAAACAUACAGAUUACUAGUUGGCAAACUGGGGUCCGAGCCUUACGGUAAUGCCCUUGCUCAAGGUUCUUCCGACUCGAGAAAGUGUAUGUGUUGCAAGGAGCAAUGGAUCUCUAAAAAUUGCGCCGAGAAAUUAUUAAAGAGCAAAUCAAUUGACCCGGAGGAAACUCCGAUGCAUGGGAUCAUAGAGGGAUCGUCGCAAAUAGGACAAAUUCGGAACAAGAAUGCUGAUACGCUGCCCCACGUCGAAUAUAAACAGGUCAAAGUUAGUUCUGAUACCGAAUCAGAAGGUCCGUUUUCAGAUACUGAAAGUGUUAAAGCACUCCUUCGUGAAAUGGAGGUCUUGGGCCAAGAUUCAGUCGCUAACUAUACUUCCUCCGAACCUCAAAUUAUUUCUGUUGCCGAUUUUCCAGCUUUGGAGAAGUUGAUACAUCCAUCUCCUCCAAUAGAAUUUUCACAUUCAGAAACGGAGUACCCUAUCAUCAAUUCACAUCAUAACGUAGAAUCCGAGACACCCCUUGGGCACGGGUUAGAGGAACUUAAUUGGCAGCAAGCUGACCACAGUAAUGAUGUCAGUGAACAAUCUGAGCGCAUUACUAUUCCCGAGGCACUUCCUUCUCCCGAUAAUUGUGACGAAUCAAAAGAAACUAAUGCUAAAAGCACCGUUGAGUUGGAGAAAGAAGUUCACGUUGAAUAUGGAGAAGCUUCUCAUGUGGGAAGUCACUCUGCAGGCACAAUUGAAAGUGGAGAAACUUCAAUGGUUGUACUCGUAAAUGAAGUUCAAAUGGAUUCAAGACCGAACAAGACUGAUAAUAUCCCACAAAUAGCCGAGUCUCUAGAUUUUGGUGAUGCUUAUAAAUUAGCUCUCGGUACAAGGAGCAGACAAAUGUCCGGAAGAUUCUUAGAGCAACAAAGAUCCAUGACUGAAUCUACUAAAGCUAGUGAAGAUUUGAAGCUCUUGCUAUCACAAAUAUCCGCUGCUCGAGGCCUUGAAUUAUCGUCAAAUGACAUGAGUCCUCGUGUAUUUCCUAAUAGUGAACCUACUGAUGCUUAUGGUGCUAUGGGGAUGCAAAUAAUUCAAAGAAGGAUAUCGCUCGAGAGGAACGAAUCCAAUUUAUCUCUCGACGGUAGCAUUAUCGGUGAAAUCGAAGGUGAGACUGUUCUGGACCGAUUGAAAAGGCAGGUUGAGCACGACAAGAGAAUAAUGGCUACUCUGUAUAAAGAAUUGGAGGAAGAGAGAAACGCUUCUGCCAUUGCGGUUAACCAAUCAAUGGCCAUGAUUACGAGACUGCAGGAAGAGAAAGCGGCCCUUCACAUGGAGGCUUUACAGAGCAUUAGAAUGAUGGAGGAACAAGCCGAGUACGACGGUGAAGCUUUGCAGAACGCUAAUGACUUGCUUACGGAGAAGGAGAAACUGAUCCAAGAUCUCGAGUUCGAGCUCGAAAUGCUUAGGAAUCAACUCGAUGAUGAUUCUUUGUUGAAUAAUAAUACCCUUGUCGAACCCAGGAUCGAAUCUGAUGCGGUUGAACUGAAGAUUGCUGCACUUGGGAAUUUGGAUAAUUACAAAAACGACACUGUCGACGUAACUGAUUUAGCGUCCAAGAUCUCGUCGGGGCAUGAAGAUGAAAAACAAUAUAUGUUACAAUGCUUACAAAAGUUGGAGGAAAAACUGCUUAUGUUCGCCAAACACGAACUCUACCCUGAUAUGAUUGAUGGGGUAGAAGAAGUACCUGAGGCUGAGGCAAGUGCGUCGUCUCAAGAAAAUGGUGGAACAGAAAACACUAUUCUUCAAGGAGAUGCAGUCGCGCAUAAAGAUUCUUCUUCUUCGAAAGAAAGUAGUGGUAAAUCAAGGUCUAGCAGACAUGUGUGUACAGAUGCUGAGUUGGAGGCAUUUAGACACGAGCUUUCUGUUAUGAACAAUAGACUGGAAUCGCUCGAGGCAGAACAAAAUGUUAUUGACUGUUCGAUAAACUCACUUGAAAAGGGAAGUGAAGGAUUUGAGUUCAUUCGUGAAAUAACUGUUCGACUGCGAGAGUUACAUUCAGCUCUCAUUAAAUCAAGAAAGGCAAAUUUAACAUGACCAUUCGUGUAAGAUGCCUAGAAGACUCGCUCUUGUGAAACAGAAGCGACAUAUUAAGUAGCUGUACAUGGAUAAAUUGAGCUCGGUGUGGUUUUUUUUUAUUUGUUUUUUUCUUUUAUAUUUUUAACUGUUUCGGUUUACGUUCGGGGUUUUUUCCUUUGUAUAUCGGUUUUCAGUAAUAUCUUGUGAAGUCAGUGUUCAUCUUUUGGAUAUGGAGGUUUUUGCCUGUGUUAGAAUUCCAGGUAAAAUGAGUUGUUCAUUUGGCCAUUUAACAUUACCACUACAUUUUAACAAAUUAGUCAAACUUCUUACUA
Molecule: messenger RNA, 3344 nt
Organism: Erythranthe guttata (spotted monkey flower)
Lineage: Eukaryota; Viridiplantae; Streptophyta; Magnoliopsida; Lamiales; Phrymaceae
Product: myosin-binding protein 1
Molecular function (GO): myosin binding
Source: RefSeq, a predicted model, not a curated record